AUGAAGCGACAACUAAGGUCAAGAAUAAGAUCGGUUCUCCCUCAUUCAAGUAGCAAUACUGCGAUCGGGCACUCCAGAACCUCUAGGCGAAUUCAUUUGCGGCGUCAUCACACUUGUAGAAAUCGAUUUGUGAGGAAAGAUGUACCAAUUCAAAUCGAAAACGAAGGAAACAAAUUUCGAUUGAUAUCAAAACGUUCGCUCUCCUCUGAUAUGGAUAGCGUCUGGAGACAUACCUCUACGAGACUCCUGGAGACACCCAUCGGAAGCUUUGACGAUCCCAAAACUCGCACAGAAUGUCACAUGGCAGUACUUUGGUGGCUGAACGAUGCCCCGGCGGACGAAGGAACAUCCAUGGCAAUUCGUCUCUUGGAAAGAAUACAGAAAGACGAUCAAACUUUGCGACAAAACAAAGAGAGCUUGGACUGGAUUGCCGGCGAGGCGACCGAAGACUUGUUCACAACUGAUCUUCUCAACUUGGUAGUCAACAAUUGGAGAAAAGCUGCUGCAGAAAAGCCUCUUCUGUUUGGAGGGGAUCCCGAAUUGAGUGCGUCUUCUUUAUUCGAGAGAAUCAAGGCGCUUGAAGCAAGUAGCUCGACAAUUCUGAAACCUGAUGUUCACACAUUUAGCAUGAUUAUGGAUGGAGCCAUCCACGAUUCCCGUCAAUCUGUGAUAGUUGGACAUGACAUUCUCCAAUACCUUCGAAUACAUGCAACGAAUCAUCCUCGUCUCCGUCCGAAUGUUUACACGUUCUCAACGCUAAUGAACAGUUGGGUCAAGUCGGGACGAGCUGAGGCUCCUGACAAAGUAGAGGAACUUUUGGAGCAAAUGCACGAACUUUCAUUUGAGGAACCUGAAUGGGAUGUGGCACCAAAUCAAGUGACCUAUGCUACUGCUAUUGAUUGUUGGGCGCAAAAGGGUCGACCAGAUCGGGUUGAAUUUCUUUUGCAAGAAAUGUAUGAAGAAUCUAGGAAUGGGAACGAGGAAUUGAAACCUGCACUUGCUUGCUUCAAUGGGUACCUCGUGGCGCUUGCCAAGGCUGGAGACGUGGACAAAGCACAAUCUGUCUUGGAUCAAAUGGAACGCCUUUAUGAAUCCGGAGAAUUGAAUGAGCAGCCAUCGGUCAUUUCCUAUAGCACUGUAUUGAGUGCAUUUGCCAAAUCAAAGACCGAACCAGAAGUCGCCGAAUCGAUCCUGCGACGUAUGAUUGACCAAGAUAUAUCGCCAAAUGUCAUCUCUUACAACUCCGUAAUCAACGCAUACGUCAAUUCACGGAACAUUGAACGGGCAGAGGAGCUACUGGGGGAAAUGCAUCAGAGCUUUCUGCAGGGGAAUAUAGAAGUACGACCGACGGUUCAAACCUACACAGUUGUGCUAUCAGGUUGGUCGAAACUCAGAUCUUCCGAUGCCGGAGAAAGAGGAGAACGACUGCUGCGCUUGAUGAGGGAUCUGGCAAAUUCUGGGGAGCUAGAUAGUCCACCUGAUAUUGUGGCAUACAACGCAGUGCUGGACUGUUGGGCAAAAUCGAGGUCACGUGAUGCGAUGAGCAGAGCUCAGGCAUUGAUACGAACCAUGGAAAGUGAUGGUAUCAAACCAGACGUCUAUUCAUACAAUAUUUUAAUCCGUUCAUUUGCCAGAGCCAGAAAGAUAGCGGAGGCAGAGGGUGUUUUGAAAACGAUGAUGGAUGCUGGAGUCGAACCAGACAUAACAUCGUACAAUACACUUUUGGACGCGUGGAGCAAGUCUACUCUGAGGCAAGCAACUGCUCGCAUUCGAAGUUUAUUUCGCGUACUAAAAAAACAUGAGCGUCUUGAACCUGAUUUGGUGACCUAUAAUACAUUGCUGCACUCUUACACAAGGCGCGGUUACGGAGAACAGGCACAGUCGCUACUGGACGAAAUGUGUGGAGAUGGAUCGAGAGUCAGACCUGAUUCCAUUAGUUUCAACACCGUCAUUUCAGCGUGGGCACACAGCACGGACCCCGAAGCUCCACAGCGAGCAGAGGCGAUUCUGGAGAGAAUGAUUGAAAUUGGAGGCCGGGUUCGACCGGAUGUGAUUUCCUUCAACUCGGUUAUGGGAGCAUGGGUGCGAUCAAGAUCGCCCAAAGCAUUUCAGCGGUGUGAAAAGUUGGUUGCAAUAAUGCAUGAGAUGCGCCAAGAGGGAUACAUGACACUCAAGCCAGACCCGGUGACAUUCAACACACUAAUCUCAACAUGUGGAUUAAUGUACAGCAAUGAUCGAAGUUUAGAUGAAACAGCAGGUGAUGGAAUCAGUGGGGAUGACCUUUCUGAAAACGACGUCUCCCCUUCUAUUGACCCAGCAUUGCAAGCAGAAUCCAUUUUGGAAGAAAUGAAGGGCCACUAUGAUCCCGAUGGCAAGACCUACGGUGCGAUCAUCAAUGUGUGGUCUCGUAGCCAUGCUCCUGAGUCAGGCGAGAAAGCCGAAGCUUAUCUGCGAGAACUAAUAGGAAAGGUUUCCUCUGGCAGAGUCAAUGAAAACCUAAGAGCUUUCGAAUUUACGAGCACUAUACGUGCGUGGGGCAACUCGGGAGACCCGAAUGCGAUUUACAAGGCCGAUGAAAUUCUCCAUCUACUGUUGCAAUACAAUCAACAGCAGAAAAAAAUUGAGGAGAAUAGUAGAGGAACCAAAACUUUGGUGAUCCCUGACAAGUUUUUAUUUCAUGCCAUUCUCAAGGUGUUGGCAGCCAGCAAUGUACACGACAAACCAAAGUAUGCAGAUCGGCUCUUGCAACUUAUGAAGGAGUAUGAGGUAAAGCCCUCCCGAGCAAUUGUCCAGUUAUUGGAGGUAUGCUAUCGACGAAGGGUAGAAGAAAUGACUGGCUAA
This is a messenger RNA of Cylindrotheca closterium, 2841 nucleotides long. NCBI's taxonomy places the organism in Eukaryota, Bacillariophyta, Bacillariophyceae, Bacillariales, Bacillariaceae. The record is from the annotation of a GenBank genome assembly.